CUUAAAUAAAAAGAGAACAAUUUUCCCGCUUUUCGCUCGUCUUUUUUUUUUUUUUUUUUUAGCUCGUCGUUUUUUUGUUUUUGUUUUUCUCGGCUCGUCCUUCCCACAUGUUCCGUGGUUAUAUUAGGGAACGAAGCGAACAAGGAAAAGGAGGGAAGAGAGGAUUGAACCGACGAGAGCACACAAAGGCGUGUCAGGAUUUGAAGCGACGAAAGAACACAAAGACGUGUCAGGAGGAGAAAGAGGAGGAGGAGGAGGAGGAGGAGGAGGAGGGGGAGAAGGAAGAGGGGAGAAUGUCGAGCUCAUCAGGUGAAAGCGACGAUGAUGGACGCGGCAAGGAUGUGCCUGCUACAGAUGCGGUAACGCCGGGCGGGACGACUACGCGGAAGCGCACUCUUCCGAGCCCGCCGCAGGCGGGGGAAGCCGGCGGAAGCCCGCACGGGGGUACGGGGGCCCCGCCGCCUCGGACGCGUCGGAAGACUAAUGCCGCGGUGGCUAUCGAUAAUCUAACGGUAGCGCUGGAGCGCCAGGCUGUGUCUUUUGCUGCCGCUUUUACACAGGCCGCGGAUCGGACGGCUGAUAUUCUUGAGCGUCAGGGGCACAUGAUGAUGGAGCAGUCGCAAGCGAUGGUGGCUGCAUUCAAUGGCAUGGCCAGCGCGAUGAACGCGCUAGCGAGGUCCAUGGGUGGAGAUAGCUGCGAUUGAUGUGUACAGAAAGGAAGGCGGAGGCCAGCAAGUAGGGUCAGGAUCUUAGGGCACGCAUGAUGGGAGCUGCCAAGUGUAAUGAUAACGUCAUUCCCAGAGAAGUGAGAGCGCAUACAUCCUCCAAACGCGGGGGGAGAGAGAGAGAGAGAGAGAGAGAGAGAGAGAGAGAGAGAGAGAGAGAGAGAGAGAGAGAGAGAGAGAGAGAGAGAGAGAUGUAUACCGCAUCUGUACAGCUCAGGACUACACACACACACAGGGCUGUCCUUCUGGACGGCUCAAAUGCUCUACCAAUUAGCGACACUCUUGUCCUCUUAAGUAAGCCCUUCGGACUUUCAAGAUGGUCCUUGUUAGUACACCCGUGCUGGUGAUGCUGAUUGUUUACACACAGAGAGAGAGAGAGAGAGAGAGAGAGAGAGAGAGAGAGAGAGAGAGAGAGAGAGAGAGAGAGAGAGAGAGAGGAGCUAGAGUAUGGUGGAGUGUGCUUCUGUCAUGCCUUGUUGUAUUUUGUGUUUCGCGUGCACGAAGUUUUUUGGUGUUUGCGUGGCAGUGGUUGUUAGAUUCUUCAAGCUUCCACAUCGAUGGGGCUUUGUGUGGAAGUGGAAGGGAAUGGGUGGGAAAAGCCAUUUCCUAGAACCCUUCCAUCGUCGACAUUUUUGCUCGGUCGCCGAGCUUCCGCUCAGGUUUCCCAUUGUUGAGAAAAAAACGAGUAAAUGGGUAUAUUGAUA
Chara braunii is the source of this 1429-nucleotide messenger RNA. NCBI's taxonomy places the organism in Eukaryota, Viridiplantae, Streptophyta, Charophyceae, Charales, Characeae. The record is from the annotation of a GenBank genome assembly.